This is a messenger RNA of Carcharodon carcharias (great white shark), 3723 nucleotides long. RefSeq names its product zinc finger protein DZIP1L-like. Lineage: Eukaryota; Metazoa; Chordata; Chondrichthyes; Lamniformes; Lamnidae. Gene Ontology annotation, cellular component: cytoplasm; ciliary basal body. Gene Ontology annotation, biological process: cilium assembly. The record is from RefSeq and is a predicted model, not a curated record. The transcript has 17 exons. Bases 93 to 2486 code for a protein of 797 amino acids.
GCGGAGCGGAUCGCAGGCCUUUUAUCAGCAACAUUUAUUACCCCCCUCAGUUCCAGUUGGCAAGACCACAGCAUUAUCGAGUGGCAGAGUUCAUGAUAUCAGCGCAGGGCCAGUACAUGGGAACCGGGAUGGGCUUUGGUGCCUUGUCGUUGGGCGCUGGUGGGCUGCCCGCUUUCAAAUUUCGGGCAAGACACGAAGGUGUGGACUGGAGACGGCUUAGCGCUAUAGAUGUGGACCGGGUGGCUAGAGAACUGGAUGUUGCCACCCUACAGGAGAAUAUCAUGAGUGUGACCUUCUGCAGCCUGGACUCUGAGAGAUGCCCGUGGUGCCAGAACUCCAUUGACCCAGUCCUGUUGAAGGUGUUCAAGCUGGCCCAGCUGAACACAGAGUACCUCCUUCACUCACAGGAGCUCUUCACAAGCAACAUUCAGGCUCUGGAGGAGCAACUGCAAGCUGCAGCGGCAGAGCUGGAGAAGAGCAGGCAGGAAAUGGUGAAACAGACGGAGGAGUUGAAGGCCGUGAAAGAGGAGGGCCGGCGCCGCAAGAAGAUGAUCACAACUCUUCAACUGCUUGUACAGGCGGGAGCCAAUAACUAUCACAAGUGCCGGUUUUGUGACAAGGCGUUCCUGAACUAUUCCUUCCUUCAGGGACAUGUUGAGCGCCGACAUCCGGAAAUUACUGAGAAUGAGAGAAAGAAGCAGUAUCGGACGGAGCAGAUUGAGGACGAGAUCAGGGAGCUCAGGGAGCGGCUGCAGAUCAGCCAAUCACAGCUGGAGAUUGAACGUGAAGCUGAAAGCCUCCGUCGUGGCCAGGAAUUGGAAAAUUCUCGCAGGAGAGAGGAAGAGGUAAGGAAGGAGUUUGAGAACUGGAAGGAGGAAGAAAGGAAAAAGUUCUUUCAAGAAAUGGAGCGCCUGAGACAGCAACUUCUAACGGAGUUCCAGGAUAUUGCAGUGAAGAACCAGUCUAUUGAAGCGAAACUGCAGGAGAUUCAAGUUGGAACUCCAAUUAUGUCAAAUGUGGAAACCUUUCAUGCUGAGGAUCAUACGGAAGAACUGAGAAACUGGAAGGAAAGAUUUGAUAAACUGAAAAAUGAAUCCAAAAAGAAGAUGAAAGAUCUUCAACUUCAGCAUCUGGCUGAAAAAGAGGAGAUGAAAGCUGAGAACGGGAGGCUGAAGUCCACUUUGUCCACAGACCAGAGAACAACAGCCGAAUACUUCCAAAAACAAAUCAGUACUCUCAGUUCAAAGGUCAAAGAGCAGAACGCAGUCAUCUGGUCUCAGCAAGAUCAGAUCAAGAAGCUUUCGUCUAGACCAGUUCAAGUUUCUGAGAGUCAAGAUUUGGAAUCUGAGGAAGAUGAUGAUUUGGAGAGUUCUUUGGACCGGAAGCAGCAGCUUUUAGAAACCUUGAGACAGAACCCAAAAUUCAUCAAACAGUUUCGCCCCAUCCUGGAAGAGACACUGGAGGAGAAGUUGGAGAGCAUGGGUCUGAAAAAGGGCUUGAAGGGAAUCCCUGCCCAGACGCUGAAGAGUCUGAAUUUGACGGUGGGGAAACAGCGCGAGGGCAAGGCCAGGCGCUUCCACGAGUUUGCCAGCCUUCGGAAGUGCUUUGCGAAGGUCGUGGUUGAGAAGAUCAAAGAGAAACAGCGCAGUGAGGGCUACACUUCCCCUCCACCUCGAACAGUACGGAGACACACCAGCACGCCACAGAAAGCAGCCCCCAAAAGCAAGGGGCCACAAACUGUGGCAUUGAAGCCAUCUCGAGCGAUUGAGCCGAAGCUUUACCAGAUCGAGGGACCCAAACCGGCUCCGCGGCAUCGAAUGGUCAGCCCUACCCGCUCUACCAUGCCCAGUGCCAGCACCCCUCCAUUCUCUUCUGAAGAUGACUCAAUUGUGGACAGUGCUUAUGUUACCAGCGUAGGGGUCAAAGAUACCACCCAGGUCCGUGUCAUUCAAUCAAAACCAAAGCAAAGCAAGGCGACCAUGAGUGAUGAUGAUGACUGGUCAGACACUGACAUCUCGACAGAGCUGCUGAGUCCACCCGCUGCAGGGCCUCUUGUGGUCCGCACCCCUUCAGGAACUAUGGUUCAAAGCAUGACAAAGAGUUUGGAGAAACAGCUCAGCUCUCCAGCAAAGAAACCCAUCGGAGGUGUUAAGCUCAUACCUACAUCCCAAGCUGCAUCUCGUUCUUCUCCAGAAAACAAUACUGUCAUCAAGAGGUUGCAGCUGUCAGACGACGAGGAGAGUGAGCUGGAUAUUUCAUCCAUCGAGGAUAUGUCAGAAGAGUUUGUCAGGAAAGUGACAAUCUCGAAGCCCGUGGUCAUGCCCAGGCAAAGUGCUGAGCCGUCCCUCUCUCAGGGAACCAGUGUUUGGAGCUCAUCUGCUAGCAGAGGGGCAGGGCUGAAGGAGGCUGGCAUUGGGACGUCGAUGAAGAGCAGCAGCUUUGCCACAGUAACGGACAUCAGCGACUCCGAGUUCAAUUUCCCAUGAGCACCGGUGAAUCCUGCUUCAGUCAAGAGAACUGUUCCUGUUCAGCCUCACUGUUGUAGGGUUUGGUUGUAGUGGGAGAAUAAUGAUAUGAGGUUUGUGGGCUGCUGUUGGCGGAUGCUUCAUUGUGAGCCUGUCUAUUGACCUCACUUGCCGUUUCUUAGUGUUGCCAACUCUAGUUGAACAUAAUCCCAGAGGUCUCAUCAUAUGACCUCCAAUUUCUGACAGCCCCUCCCCACACUCUCUGCCCAACGUUGGUCACCUGACUCAUCCAUCUCACAUGGCACUGCUUUCCUGCGCCAAUUGGAAAACAAACAGAAUCCAUAACUCAAUUGGAUGGUUCUUGACUGUCAGUCAAAUAACCUCUACUCUCUACCCAUUCUCCAAAUUUUUAUGACUGAUAAGUGUUCAAAGAAAAUGAUAAAAUUGAAAGAAGACCUGUAUUUAUAUAGUGCCUUUCACAACCGAAUGUCCCAAAGCCCUUCACAGUCAAUUAAGUACUUUUGAAGUGGAGUCACUGUUGUAAUGUAGGGGAAAAAAAAACAUAUUUUUAAUGCCCCUUUGAACUUCCUCCCAGGUGGCUCACAGCAGAGUCCUGAAAAUUAAACUUUAAUUCAGGAGAUUAAUCUUUAAUUAAUCCUGGAAGGCUGGCAACUCGACCAUACUUUUCACACUCUGCCCUGUAUCUCUAAAGGGUAAGGCUAUUUCUUCCUGUCUGUCUAAUAGCAGCAAUGUAAACCUGCCUGACAGGCCCCCACUCCCAAGGUUAGUUUGGUGCCUUUUCUGUUCAAGUGUUCAGAUAUUGCAAGAUGAUUGGGCGUGAAUUUCCACAGGGUUCUCCUGAUCCCCCACUGUAACUUCAGCAGGAUAUCGGAAAGACCUCUAGAGUGUUGUGCCUCCAGGGGCUGUGCUGAUCCCUUGCCAGAGAAACCCCUCUGGAAUUCUAGGCGCUAGAUCCUAGGAACUUUUUAGGAAAAUGGACAACCCCAACAAAUUCAUCACUUUUUGGUAGACCACACUCCUGACUUCUCCUUGUAUCCCAGUAAUUCCUUUUCUCUCUCCAAAAAUACGUCAGCUUGCCUUUUGAAACCACCAUCUCUCCUUCAAUGCCUUCACUGGAAUCUUGUUCCACAACUCUCUUACUCUGACUCCUGAGCAUCUCCGAUUAUAGUUGCUCUCACCAGUGGUGGCUGAGCCUUCAGCUACCAAGGCUUCAAGCUCUGGAAUUCCCUCCCUAAAC